AUGGGUUCCAAGACACUUCUUUUCUUUUUCAUUUCCAUGGCUGUAGUUCUAAUGAUUACAUCAGAGGUGGCUGCCAAGUCAGUGGACAAUUUUGAGACAAAUAAGGAAGGAGAAGCCAAGUACCAUGGAGGUGGCUACGGAGGAGGCCAUGGAGGUGGCCACGGAGGAGGCUACGGAGGAGGUCAUGGAGGGCACCAUGGUGGUGGAUACGGGGGCCAUCCAGGAGGAGGUAAUGGGGAUGGACAUGGAGGGUACGGGGGUGGCGGCCAUGGUGGUUAUGGACAUGGCGGUGGCGGCCAUGGUGGUUAUGGACACGGCGGACAUGGCGGUGGCGGCCACGGUGGACAUCCUGGUGAGGCUGCAGAUGCUGAGCCCCAGAACUAA
Molecule: messenger RNA, 384 nt
Organism: Coffea eugenioides
Lineage: Eukaryota; Viridiplantae; Streptophyta; Magnoliopsida; Gentianales; Rubiaceae
Product: cold and drought-regulated protein CORA-like
Exons: 2
Coding region: 1-384 (127 amino acids)
Source: RefSeq, a predicted model, not a curated record